Molecule: messenger RNA, 2249 nt
Organism: Theobroma cacao (cacao)
Lineage: Eukaryota; Viridiplantae; Streptophyta; Magnoliopsida; Malvales; Malvaceae
Product: suppressor-like protein
Cellular component (GO): nucleus
Source: RefSeq, a predicted model, not a curated record
UAUGUAUGCAUCUCACGCGGACUGCGCUCAACAUACUUCAGGAGCAUUCAGGACGAACAACUUAGCCAGUACAACCACCGUCCAUGGAGACGCCUCCGCCUCCUUACCUAGACCCAAACCACCUCAAUCCCUUCUCUCAAGCCUCCUCUCGCCUCCCAGAAGACACCGUAUUUUACUCCAUCUACCCAGACAAUUCCCUUUCCCAAGACUCCCUUCAAUCCCUCCACCUCCAAAUCCUCAACUCCAUUUCCCCUUUCACUUCCUCGUACGUUUGGCAGCAUGAACCCUUCACUCUCACCAUUUCCUUCCACCCUUUCCCUCACCUCCACGGCCACGUCCGUUACGGUGACAACCUAAACGACGAAUGGUUCACCGUUUUCCUCCUCUUCCAAAUUUCCCUCUCUUUCCCUUCCCUUUCCAUCCAUGUCCACGACUCCGACGGCGAGUUCCUCUUAAUCGAAUCCGCUUUCCACCUCCCCCGUUGGCUUAACCCCGAAAACUCUCAAAACCGCGCGUUUAUCCGACGCGGCAAAUUCCAUAUCAUCCCCAAACGCUCCCUCCCUAAUCCAACCCUGACCGAAUCCCUGAACUUUCUAAUAGAAAAUGAACAACUUGCUCGGGCGCCAGAUUCCGUUCAAUCCGUCAUUCGUAAUUGCAUCGAGGAUUACCCGGAGAAAGCGAAAUUGAACAGUCAUACGGUCCGGGUUCGGGUUCCGGUAUCGGUUGCGCACGUGUUGAGACACGCGCCGUCGUUGAUUUCUGUAGCGGUCGAAGGGUUUUACGACCGGGAUAUUGAUUCAAUGAAACACGCGGCGAAGAUGGAACGGUUUUUAAAGGGAGGGAAAGAAGUAGAGAUGGUUACCGUGGCAGUUGAGAUGUCGAGGGCAAUGUACGCGCAGUUAAUGCAGCAAAACUUUCACGCGCCGAAGUGUUAUCCGAUGCCGAAUAAGGGUGACGUGGAGGCGGAGCUGGGGAUGAAGAUAGCGUGUGGGUUUGAAAUGAUGUAUGAAGAAAAGAGGAAAGAAGGGGAAGAAGGGAAAGGGAGUGGCUGGAAAAAGUAUAAGGAGAGUUUGGAGAAGAGUGGGUAUUUUAAAGGGUUAAUUCCUGGGUCUACAGAGUAUAAGAGGUUGAUGGAGAAUGCUGAGGAGUAUUAUCGGAAUAGUUCUUUGUUUUCUAAGACCAGUGAAAUGUUGAAUGCUCCUGUGAGACAAAUAGAUGAGAUUCUUUCUUUAACCUAUUCAGCUGAUGAUUUCAAGAAUCAUGACAUUCCACCUUCGGAUGACGAUUCUUGGCUUUACAGUGGAGAGGAUGAGUUGAACUCUGUUCUCCAGGAUAGACAAAAGGAGAUGGAACUUUACGAGGUUAAUCGUAAAAAGAAGAAGAAGUCCAAAGAGCAUCAGGAUACUGGUCCAUCCUCCAGCUCAAAGGCUGAAGGUUUUGAUCUUAGUGAUAUUGUGAAAACCAUGCAGGGGUUUAUCCAUAAGAUGUCAAGCUAUGAGGGAGCUGAGGUUCCUGAAGACAGGGAUCCUAAGGAAGUGGAACUUGAUGUGGAGCGCUUUAUUAAGGACAUGGAAUCAGUAAUAAAAAAUCAAGGUGGAGAAGAUGUGGCUAGCGAUGUGGAUGAUGAUGAAGGUUCCUCAGACAUGGAUUUUGAUGAGUCUGAGGAUGGAAGUGACUUAUCUGAUCAUAAUGCGGAUGGAGAGGAUUCCUUCAUGCAUUCCUAUUCUGAUGCUAUGAAUUACGAACUGAAGAAUUCUACACUCAAGAAAAGCUUCAUUCAUGCAAAUGAACAGUCCUCCCUUAAAAAUGAGGGAACAUCAAAUGCAACAGAAGAUAUGGAUGAAGAGUUUACUCCUGUGGACGUGGAUGUCAACCUUGUUAAAAACCUUCUUGACUCUUUUUCUUGUCAACAAGGACUUCCUGGCCCAACUUCUAAUUUGCUUGGGCUGAUGGGUGUACAGCUUCCUAAAGAUGACAGUAAGGGCGAGUGAGAUCUGUAAGCUUUGGUCUCAUGCUCAAUUAUUUACUUGUAUUACAGGGUCCAUGGUUUUGUGGGGAAACUCCAAUAUGGAGAUUGUACCGAGAAAUCACUGGAAUUCACUGUAUAUAUUGUAGCUUCAUCAUCCUCCUUGUAACUUAAGGUAGCAAGUUGCUUUUGAAAUCUAUUAUCUAUUGAAACUCUGAAGUUGUGUUUCAGUUAUUACAAUUAUUGUGUCAUUUUUUGAGUCAUAAUUUGAUAAAAUUUUCAA